CUCAUCCACCAUUCAAUAUUCUUUCUUGAAAAAAAACCAUUGAUCCUCCAUUCUCCUCUCUAGCCACCCAAAACUAUUUCUCCUUCAUGGAUUCCCCUAAUAGAGAAGAUUAUGAGAUGGAAAUAGAAGCUGAUGAGAGGCAAAGAGAAGCUGAUAAUAGGCAAUGGGAGUAUGAGUGUCAAAUUGAGCGUGAUCGCAUGGAGAUGUUCAUGAUGUAUGCAAACCAUCCUCACCAACAUCAAGCAAGUGGAUCUCGUGGCAGUUCAUCAACACGAAAAACAGUGAAACUUAACAAGGAAGACGGUCAGAGGCGCUUAAUGCAAGACUACUUCACCCCAAAUCCAACCUACGAUGCUAAGGCCUUCACAAGGCGAUAUCGGAUGCCCCCUGCCUUAUUCAACCGAGUCAUGAACGAUGUUGUACAAUAUGAUGACUACUUCAAGCAAGGGACAAAUGCUGCAGGUCGUGACUCAUUCUCCCCACAUCAGAAGCUUACUGCUGCGUUCCGCAUGCUUGCCUAUGGAUGCUCGGCAGACUCUUUGGAUGAGUCCUGUCGAAUGGCUGAGAGCACCGUAUUGUUGUGUCUGAGGAAAUUCUGCUCAGCUAUCACAAACAUUUAUGGUGCUCAAUACUUGCGUGCACCAACUGUAGAUGAUACUCGCCACCUCCUUCAUCAUGCUGCACAACGUGGAUUUCCGGGCAUGAUUGGUUCUAUCGACUGCAUGCACUGGGAGUGGAAGAACUGUCCAACUGGGUGGGCAGGCCAAUUCACUGGGCACAAGAAGAAACCAACCAUUGUCCUCGAAGCUGUGGCAUCAUAUGACACAUGGAUUUGGCAUGCCUUCUUUGGAACACCCGGAUCGAACAAUGACAUCAACACUCUGGGAGUGUCCCCAUUAUUCGAUCAUGCAGUUCAAGGAUUGGUUCCCAAGGUCAGUUAUGUGGUAAAUGGUAAAAUGUACGAUCAAUGUUAUUACCUGGCUGACGGAAUUUAUCCUGAGUGGGCUCCAUUUGUGAGGACUAUCAGCACUCCAAGUAACCAAAAAAAGAAGUUGUUUGCAAGGUGUCAAGAGGCUUACCGGAAGGAUGUUGAAAGGGCCUUUGGCAUACUUCAACAAAGAUGGGCCAUUGUCAGGGGCCCUAGCCGUCUUUGGGAUGUGCAAACACUUGGUAAUAUCAUGUUAACUUGUAUUAUUAUGCAUAAUAUGAUAGUGGAAGACCAACGGUUCGAGUAUGGGGAUGGGGAAGAGGUGAACAUUGAGUAUGAGAAUGAGAGUAAUCCAAAUGUCACAUGGGAGCCACCUGAACAUAACACUCCUACUCUCAUGGAGUACAUGGCUAGGCAUAACAUGAUUCGUGAUCGACUUGGACAUCACGCAUUGCAGAAUGAUUUGAUAGAACAUUUGUGGACCAUACAUGGAGGAGAGUAGUCGACGAGUGUGUUGAAAUAAAGAAAGUGUUUUCCUAUGUUUUCCUAAUGUAUUUUCUAUGUUUUCUUUAUCUAUUUUCUAUGUUUUCCUAAUGUAUUUUCUACGUUUUCUUGAUGUAUUCCUAUGUUAUCCUAAUGUAUUUUCUAUGUUAUCUUGAUGUAUUUUCUAUGUUAUCUUAAUAAGACGAAAAAUAAGGU
Molecule: messenger RNA, 1627 nt
Organism: Linum trigynum
Lineage: Eukaryota; Viridiplantae; Streptophyta; Magnoliopsida; Malpighiales; Linaceae
Source: the annotation of a GenBank genome assembly